UCUUUAGUACAUUCUUUCUUGUGACAAGCUUUAUUUAACUUUGACGAGCAUUCAAAGAAAGUUGUUUAUUCUUGGAAUCUUUUUAACGAGCAAAGUAAAGAAAGAAGCACAUUUCGAAAGGAGUCUUCGAAGGUCGACUUAUUUUCUCAUAAGGUUACAUGUUCGUCAAUAGUACGUCAGCCAGUAGAUAUAGUCUAUCUUUCAAUGAUAACCCUCGUGACAUUCUUAUUGCUGAUCUGUUUGACUAGUUUAGUACGUGCAGCGAAUGCGGUAUCAUCGUACGUGCAUUUUAAGUGAAAUACUGAUGCAUUGAACAAAAACCGAAAGUAUAACGCGAAUUAAAGAAAUACAGCAGUACAGCAGAUUUCAAAAUGGAAAAAGAUUUGGUCAAGAAACCGCUUGUGUACAAUGGAAACAUAAAUCAUAAUGAAUUUCAUGAAGAUAAUUCGUCAAACAACAAUGAACAACAAGAAGGACCAGUAUCAAACGUACUUGUCUUUUAUGUAAAUGGAAAAGAGAUAUCAGAUAAAGAUAUAGAUCCACAAUGGACAGUUUUAUGGUAUCUUCGCAACAAACUUGGAUUGACCGGUACAAAACUUGGUUGCGCAGAAGGAGGAUGUGGUGCCUGUACAGUUAUGAUAUCAAAAUUUAAUCGUGCUACUAGAAAAAUUACUCAUUUGGCUGUUAAUGCAUGUUUAACACCAAUAUGCGCUGUACAUGGCCUAGCUAUAACCACUGUAGAGGGUAUCGGUAGUACAAGAACCAAGUUGCAUCCGGUACAAGAACGUAUCGCCAUGGCACAUGGCUCGCAAUGUGGAUUUUGUACACCUGGUAUAGUCAUGUCUAUGUAUGCUUUAUUGCGCAACAUCCCAAAACCAACUAUGGAGCAUUUAGAAGUUGCAUUUCAAGGUAAUUUAUGCAGAUGUACAGGAUACAGACCGAUUAUUGAAUCUAAACUGGAUGAACAAUAUUUGAUAAUAAAAGGAAAAAAUAUUACUUGGUACAGACCAACAAAUUUGAAGACAUUACUUGCACUCAAGGAACAAUACCCAAAUGCUAAAAUUGUCGUUGGUAAUACGGAAAUCGGGGUUGAAACGAAAUUUAAAAAUUUAAUAUAUCCGACACUCAUACAACCAACACAGAUAAAAGAAAUGUAUAGAAUUAUUGAAACACAAGACGCAUUAAGAGUGGGUGCGAGUGUAACUUUAGUUGAGCUUGAAGAUAUACUAAGACAUUAUGUUAAAACGAAACCUGAAUAUAAGACAAGAAUUUUCACGGAAAUAAUAGAUAUGUUACAUUGGUUUGCUGGAAAACAAGUAAGAAAUGUUGCUGCUGUGGGUGGCAACAUAAUGACUGGUAGUCCAAUAUCAGAUUUAAAUCCAAUCUUUAUGGCUGCUAGCAUUAAAUUAAAUUUAUGCAGUUUAAAAUAUGGAAGUCGAACUAUAUCAAUGGAUCAUACCUUUUUUAUCGGAUAUCGAAGAAAUGUAAUUAAACCUGAAGAAGUAUUAAUCUCCAUUGAUAUUCCCUUUACAAAAGAGAAUCAAUAUUUUAUUGCUUAUAAACAAGCAAAAAGACGAGAUGAUGAUAUAGCCAUAGUCAACAUGGCUUUAAAUGUAUAUUUCAUUCCUACUACAGGUAUAGUUCAGGAUGUGUAUAUUGCAUUUGGUGGAAUGGCACCUACUACUAUUUUAGCAAGACAAACUUGUCAGAAAAUAAUUGGAAGAAAAUGGAACACAUUAAUUUUAGAAGAGGUUUACGAUUCCUUACUCGAAGAACUACCAUUAGCAGAUAAUGCACCAGGAGGAAUGAUUAAAUAUCGCCGAUCUCUCACUCUCAGUUUAUUCUUUAAAGGAUUUGUGCAUAUCUCUAAGAAAUUAUCAAAAAGUAUUUCGGACGUAGAGUACAUAUCAAAAGAAUUACAAAGCGUUUCGGAUUGUUUCCAUUAUAAAAUACCAAAAAGUUCACAGUAUUUCCAAGUGAUACCUAAAGAUCAAAAGUCAUAUGAUUUAAUAGGACGUCCUUUUGUACAUACUAGUGCGUUGAAACAAGCAACAGGAGAAGCGAUAUAUUGCGAUGAUAUGCCCAAAUUUGAAAAAGAAUUAUACUUAGCAUUAGUUCUUUCUACUAGAGCGCAUGCAAAAAUUUUAAAAAUUGACCCAUCUAAAGCACUAUCUAUGGAAGGAGUCAUAUCAUUUUUCUCUUCGAAAGAUAUAGCCGAUAGAAAAUUAGUAGGUCCUGUGUUUCAUGAUGAAGAAGUAUUUGUAUCUGAAAAGGUUACCAGCCAAGGUCAAGCAAUUGGUGCAAUUGUUGCUACUGAUCAAUUUAUUGCUCAAGCUGCAGCAAAAAUGAUUAAAGUAGAAUACGAAGAUUUAAAACCUGUAAUCAUAUCUAUCGAGGAUGCUAUCAAACAUAAAUCAUUUUUCCCUGACUGCCCUAAGCGUAUUAUUAAAGGUGAUGUGGAUAAAACUUUUGCGGAAGUAGACCAUAUUUUAGAAGGAGAAGUACAUAUAGGAGGCCAAGAACACUUUUAUUUGGAAACAAAUGCUACUAUUGUUGUGCCUCGUGAAGAAAAUGAAUUGGAAGUGUUCUGUUCUACGCAGCAUCCUACCGAAAUACAGAAACUGAUCGCUCAUGUCUUAAAUAUACAUAUUAAUAGAGUUAAUGUUCGUGUAAAACGCAUAGGAGGUGGAUUUGGUGGGAAGGAAUCCCGUGCAGCGUUGCUUGCAAUACCAGUAGCACUCGCAGCUCACAAAUUGCAGAAACCAGUUCGUUGCAUGCUAGAUAGAGACGAAGACAUGAUAAUAAGUGGAACACGACACCCAUUUUUAUUCAAAUACAAAGUUGGAUUUAAUAAUGACGGCCUUAUUAAAGUAGCAAAAGUACAUAUGUAUAGUAAUGCAGGUUACUCCCAUGAUUUAUCGAUAUCGGUAUUAGAACGUGCUAUGUUUCAUUUUGAAAAUUCAUAUAAAAUUCCAGUAGUAGAAGUAUUUGGAUUUAUAUGUAAAACAAAUUUACCAUCAAAUACUGCUUUCCGAGGUUUUGGUGGACCACAAGGAAUGUUUGUAGCUGAAAAUAUUGUUCGUCAAAUUGCUGAUUAUUUAAGUAUGGAUGUUGUUAAGAUAUGCGAAUUAAAUUUAUAUAAAGAAGGAGAUUUAACACAUUACAAUCAACAACUUGUCAAUUGUACUCUUGAUCGCUGUUGGCGUGAAUGUUUAGCAUCUUCUUGUUAUAAUGAAAGAAUAAUUGAGAUUCAACAUUAUAAUAGAGAGAAUCGAUUUAAGAAGAAAGGAAUCGCAAUUGUACCUACAAAGUUUGGCAUAGCGUUUACUGCAUUGUUCUUGAAUCAAGCAGGGGCACUGGUACAUAUUUAUAUAGAUGGCUCGGUGCUAAUCAGUCAUAGUGGCGUUGAAAUGGGACAAGGUCUACAUACAAAAAUGAUUCAAGUCGCUAGCAAAAUAUUGAAUGUACAUCCAACGAAGAUACAUGUUGUUGAAACAGCUACCGAUAAAGUCCCCAAUACAUCUGCUACUGCUGCGAGUUGCGGCUCUGAUCUCAAUGGAAUGGCUAUUAUGGAAGCAUGCAAAAAAAUCAUGAAACGAUUACAACCGAUAAUAGAUAGUGAGCCGAAAGGUACUUGGGAAAGUUGGAUAAAAACAGCAUAUUAUCAAAGAAUAAGUUUAUCUGCUACCGGUUUCUAUCAGACACCCGACAUCGGAUAUUCUUUUGAAACUAACACGGGAAAUCCUUUUAAUUAUUUUACGUAUGGCGUUGCCUGUACGGAAGUGGAAUGUGAUUGCCUCACGGGUGAUCAUGAGGUUUUGCGAACGGAUAUUGUCAUGGAUUUGGGAGAGAGUUUAAAUCCAGCCAUUGACAUAGGGCAAAUUGAAGGUGCUUUUGUUCAAGGAUAUGGUUUAUUUAUGAUAGAAGAAAUGAUUUAUUCAUCAACGGGGACUUUAUUGAGUAGAGGGCCUGGCACUUACAAAUUACCAGGUUUUUCUAAUAUACCUCAAGAAUUUAAUGUUUCUCUAUUAAAAGGAGCUACCAAUCCAAGAGCAAUAUAUUCCUCUAAGGCUAUUGGCGAACCACCACUGUUCCUGGCAUCAUCUGCAUUCUUUGCUAUCAAGGAAGCAAUUAAAGCUGCACGUAAAGAUAUGAAUAUUCAUGGCUAUUUUCGUCUUGACGCUCCUGCAACUUCUGCACGUAUACGUAAUGCCUGCGUAGAUAAUUUAACAAUAAAGAUUACAGAGCCUGAUUUAAAACAACAAUGGAAUAUAGUGCCGUGAACAAGAGGUAGAACAAACUUCAAGAUUACAAUUACGACUUUUUAAACAUUUUUGGGAUGAAUUCAUUAUGCGGAAAUAUAUUAUUAUAAAUAUAAUAUAAAUAUAAUAUAAAUAUUGAUAUAUACUAUUCAAAUAAAAUUUAUAAAAUAUGAUAAAAUGAUAUAUCUGUUAUUAUUAGUAUAAAUUCAAAUCUUGUGAAUUAUUAUAUUGUAAAUAUUUU
Molecule: messenger RNA, 4503 nt
Organism: Pogonomyrmex barbatus (red harvester ant)
Lineage: Eukaryota; Metazoa; Arthropoda; Insecta; Hymenoptera; Formicidae
Gene: ry
Product: xanthine dehydrogenase rosy
Molecular function (GO): iron ion binding; molybdopterin cofactor binding; xanthine dehydrogenase activity
Source: RefSeq, a predicted model, not a curated record